AUGGGGAUGUUUCUACUCCCAGUCUCUAUUAUCAAAACACUAAACCAACUGCUUAGGAAAUUCUUGUGGGGUUAUCAUGAAGAUACUUCUAAAAUUCAAUGGGUUGGUUGGGACAAAAUCAGUACCAACAAGGAGUCUGGAGGCCUUGGUUUCAGGGACUUUAAAAGGUUCAACUUAGAUCUUUUAUCGAGGCAAGGGUGGAGGAUUAUACAGAAUCCAAACUCUUUGGUGUCCAUGAUCCUUAAACAGAAGUAUUCUAGCCAGGUGGAUUUGCUAGAUUCAAGAUUGGGUCUAGAACCAUCAUUUGCAUGGAGAGGUAUUCAAGUAGGUUUAACUUUGCUAAGGAAGGGAAUCAUGUGGAGGAUAGGUAAUGGGACAAAGGUGAACAUUUGGAAAGACAGAUGGAUCCCAGAUUUUCAGUCAGGCAAGGUGUUGUCCACUCGAGAUGCAGAUUGCUGGUGUGAGAAAGUCAGUGAUCUCAUAGACCCCCAAUAG
Messenger RNA from Juglans regia (Persian walnut), 495 nucleotides. RefSeq lists its product as uncharacterized. The coding region runs from base 1 to 495 and encodes 164 amino acids. The transcript has a single exon. The record is from RefSeq and is a predicted model, not a curated record. NCBI's taxonomy places the organism in Eukaryota, Viridiplantae, Streptophyta, Magnoliopsida, Fagales, Juglandaceae.